GCAACGUGUUUAUACAGUCGGCCCUACUGUUGACGUGUGUGGACAAUAAAUGGACGGCUGCUCACACAAGUCUGUAUGAGCUGACUUGGCAAUGUAUGUAUCGGCUAUGAACUCACAGCCAGAGGCGGAUAGGUGUAGUACGCAGUGGAGCACUUGUAAGUGUAAAGUAGCAUGAGGUAGAAAGAGCAUACAGGCACGCAGAUUGAGCUCCAUGUAUACUGGAAGGGUAGUCAUCAUUCCGCUCAGACGAUCUUAAAAAUCAGGAAUGAUGUUAGACGACGAUGAAACUAUGAAUAUUGUCAUUGACAAUGGCUCCUGUGUAUGUAAGAUGGGGUUUGCCGGUGACGAUGCGCCUAGAUGUCUCUCCUCCUCUGUAGUGGGACGAACCCGACAUGCUCAAGUUAUGGUUGGCCUCGGCAAUCGAGAUACUUACAUAGGCUAUAUGGCACAGGAGAAACGAGGGAUGCUCAGUCUGGAGUAUCCGAUAAAGCGUGGAGUUGUCACAGACUGGGACACCAUGGAGGAGUUCUGGAAACACAUGUAUUAUAACGAGCUAAGAGCGGCGCCAGAGGAGCACCCAGUCCUGAUCACUGAGCCGCCAUUAAACCCCAAGAGUAACAGAGAAAAGAUGAUAGAGGUAUAUCGUCAACCCUCAUUCUUUUCAAACGAUGUAAAGAUAUUUUUCGAGUCCCUAGAAGUACCAGCCUUUUACGUGACCAUCCCCGCCAUAUUGUCGUGCUAUGCCUCAGGCCGGGGGUCCGGAAUAAUACUGGACAUUGGAGACAGCGUCUCACACGUAAUGCCUAUAUACGAAGGUUACACGAUACCUCAAGUUAUAGACCGAAUCAAUCUUGGUGGUCAGGAUAUUACGGAUUAUCUCGGGCGUUUAAUACAGGGUAGAGGUUAUAACCUUGACACUACAGCUGAACACGAAACGGUUCGAGAACUUAAGGAAAAGGUGUGUUAUACAGCGCAAGAUUAUUUCAAAGAACUACAGGAUUGUGAGUGUUCUUCUGAAAAGGAGGUACGUUAUGAACUUCCGGAUGGCAACAUGGUGACGGUUGAAAGUGAAAGGUUCAUGGCUUCGGAAGUAUUGUUCGACCCAAUGUUAAUAGGAAAGGACUUUCCCGGUGUUCACGAAAAACUUUUCUCCACAUUAAUGAAGUGUGAUAUGGACAUGCGGAAGGAUUUGUACGCAAACCUUAUAAUAUCUGGAGGAACUACAUUAUUGUCAGGUUUCGCUGAAAGAUUAAAUACAGAAAUGGGUAAACUCAUCCCGACUACCAUGAAGACAAAAGUCGUUGCUCCCCCAGAGCGGUCCUUUUCAGUGUGGAUUGGAGGCUCUAUAUUGGCGUCUCUGUCAACCUUUGCCCCACUGUGGAUUACAUCAGCGGAGUAUGAAGAAACUGGUCCUGUCAUAGUUCAUCAGAAAUGUUUCCAUGCAUAAUCAGUGGCAGUGACAUGCAGAUGGAGUAAGCGCUUGAGUGUCACUGGUAUCUCCGGAAAGCGCCAUUUAAGCUGCGUGCCUGUAACAUUUUAACUGAUAUAUACAUUGUAAAAUGUUGUGAGCGUUUCAUGCCUACACUUCCACAACAGCCAGUAAAUAUGUCUCUCGUGUCGUGAGCGACUUACUCUGACACGCAGUACAUCACAGACUGUUCAUUAUGCUUCAGUAUUUUCAUUAAACCUUUCACCAACCUCGUCAUUAUAUGGACUAAUGCUGGGAUUGGAACUAAGGACCUCACUGGUCAAUUGCCGAUCGCCUGAGGGAAAAACGACAUUUUCGUGGACGACCUUGUGACUGUCGGUGAGAAUGACAGAUAUCAGUGCUGUGUAUUUCUCGCUGAAGUUCCAUUCGUCAGUCCUACUGGUUGUUGACAAUAGGUCAUCAUGUGGACAGUUCAAAACACACGUUUGAUCAUCGGAAAUAACGAGAACUGAAACCUUUAUUCAACUAUCAAGGACAUAUAUUAGGCCUGCUAAUUCAUACAUCUGUGUGCGUUUCUAUACCUUGUAUUGUUAUUUCCUAUCACCCUGUUUACUUUCAUUUAUUUAUUUGAUUGGUGUUAUACGCCGUACUCAAGAAUAUUUUACUUAUAUGACGGCGGCCUGUAUUAUCGUGGGAGGAAACUGGACAGCCCGGUGGAAACCCACGACCAUCCGCAAGUUGCUGACAGACCUUCCCAUGUACGGCGGGAGAGGAAGUCAGCAUGAGCUGGACUUGAACUCACAGCGACCGCAUUGGUGAGAGGCUCCUGGGUUAUUACGCUGCGUUAUCGCGCUAACCAACAUCCACGGAGGCCCCCUGUUUACUUUCAAUCGAACACACACCUUGCAUCGCCUUAAACCUCCACUCACAUCAUUUGGAGAGGGUAAUCUCAAAGAUUGUUUGAAAAGAAUGCGCUGCCAUUGAUGAUUUUUGUAUUUUGUUAAUAAUCAUAGCAUAGCUAUCUGACGUAGUCCAAAAUAGCUUAUGUUAUCGAAGGGAGAUAACUGUUGUAUCUGAACGAAAUUAGAGUUACUCCCCUUGUUCCGUAGCAAAACUGAGAGUUAUGACUCUUGUCAAUUUACUGAAAGGCUUUAAAUGCGCAAGUCCUUUCCUAAAUCUCCUGAAAUAUGACACUGUUUACCAAAA
Liolophura sinensis is the source of this 2635-nucleotide messenger RNA. RefSeq lists its product as uncharacterized. The coding region runs from base 266 to 1447 and encodes 393 amino acids. The transcript is spliced from 9 exons. The record is from RefSeq and is a predicted model, not a curated record. NCBI's taxonomy places the organism in Eukaryota, Metazoa, Mollusca, Polyplacophora, Chitonida, Chitonidae.